Molecule: messenger RNA, 6081 nt
Organism: Spinacia oleracea (spinach)
Lineage: Eukaryota; Viridiplantae; Streptophyta; Magnoliopsida; Caryophyllales; Amaranthaceae
Product: probable LRR receptor-like serine/threonine-protein kinase At3g47570
Exons: 3
Coding region: 2729-5803 (1024 amino acids)
Biological process (GO): protein phosphorylation
Molecular function (GO): protein binding; protein kinase activity; ATP binding
Source: RefSeq, a predicted model, not a curated record
CCAAACUUAAGGGGUAAAAAAUGUCAAAUUCACCAAGGAACUACCCGCGUCCCUCUAAUCAGUCAGCACUAUAAAAUGAGUACAAGGGUCAUAGAGCACGGUUCACGGUUGAAUGAGGCAAGGAGAGGCCUUUGGGAGUUUUUCGAGGACCGUUUUGCCCCUCUUCCUUGAUGACCACCCUAACCGGUGGCUCAUCUUAAGCCGAUGAUUUCUCCGACCACCGUCAAAACGGCCCUUAAAAGAGAUUAAGCUAAGCACAAAUCUCUGCACUUCCAUUUUCUCUCUCCUCCUUUGAAUGCUUACGCUAUCCAUUUCCUGCCUUUUCUAUGCAUGCAUCUAAUCUAAUCAUCCCCUAAUCCUUCACCAUAACACCAACCAUUAGAGGCUGUGAUGAGUUUAAACCGUUCAAAGUAGUCAAUUUCAGUUUAUGUUUGGAGAAUUUUUCAGAGGUGUGUGGUAAUUUACCAUUUGGCUUGGCAGAAAUCAAAUGAUGCGAUCCGUAAAGGUGCUGUCGAAUUGAAUCUUUGUUUGGUUUAGGGUUUAUGGUUUAGGGUUUUGGGUCCAAUUUGAUUCAUUUGCCGCCAUGGGAGACUUCCCCACCUCAAAUUCUUCACUAAAUUGUUUGAUGAAAUGUGGGUCUGAGCCUCCUAAAAAGAAAACCCAGAUUCAGGGGGAAACAGUUGGAAGCUAAGCUAGCAGGGUUGACAAGGUAAUACGUGUACACUUUUACAUUGUAAAAAAAUGUUUGUGGUUUGAAUUUUGGGAGGAUUCUGUAUCUGUUAUUGGUAAAUAGGCAUGAAUGGAUGAAAUAUUUGUUUGCAUGUGGUUUCUGAUUUGAUAAAGUUCAUCUCUGUCACCGGGAUUCUUCAUUUUAUCUCAAAUACGAGUGUCAGAUAUGGGACAUGGACAUGGACACUUCAUUUUUUACCAAAAUCAUGACUCUUUCACAAAAUAGCCAUGUCGGAUCACAUGUACCCGUGUAACAUAGAAGUUCAUGAUUUUUCUUGUUUUUGGGUGUGAAAGUUCCCAAGUUAUUUGCUCAAUAUAUCAUGGAGUAUUUAAAUGAUUCUGUAUUAGUUUAAGGUUCCGUGUUGGUUUAAAAGAAGCAAUUAAAGAUUCUGAUUUGUAUUGGUUUACGGUUUAUGAAGAGGAUAUUAAGCUGGAUACAAUUGAGGUGGUAGGAUGUUGAAUUGGUAAAAUCAGGUGCUGAUGAAGAUUGGUUUGUUAAUGGUUGAAAUUAACAUAUCAGGAUCAGCUGUUCAAAGGCCAGUAUGAGAUGAAAAUUAUAAGGUAGUUGUAAAAAAUGACAAUCACCAACAAAUAAUUUCUUUUACUUUUACUUUUUACUUUUUGUCCCAAAAUUAAUUAAAUCAUUUUACAAAAUAUGAAAAGUUAGUUUUUUAUUCCGUAUUUUUUAAUUUUGUGAAAAUCAAAAACUAAUUUUCAAAAUUGUGUAAAAAAUAAUUAGGAAAAAUUAAGUUAGUUGACCUCCUAGACAAAAAACUUAGUUGACUUACUUGAUCAUCCAUGGGAACACUACCGACUUAACCACCCAUUGCAUGGAAGACAUGUUCAAACGACAUUGUUAAAAUUAGAUAAAAUUGCUUCGUAUGUCGGAAUGCGGUCAUGGAUUAACUCCGCGUUGAUUCUGGCCCUUGCUGCUAUAUCAAUAGUCUCGUAACAGAAUGAUCACCCCUAAAAAGAGAAGAGAAGUACUUUGGACGAGAAUUAGAAGGAAAGGAAAAUAAUGAAUGGUGGUUUGUAGAGAGAUAGAAAGGGAAGUGGUGAGUGGUGGUUUGUAGAGAGACAGAAAGGGAAGUGGUGGAAAAUGGAAAGAAAAGGGGACCUCUAUUUAUACAUACGGAGUACCAACUAAUAAGAAAAAGGGAACCUUAUGGAUUGAAUGUAUAACAUCCCUAUUCCCAUUUCCAUCCAUUUGCAUACACUUUAUUUUUUCUGUAGGCGCACAAGUUAUUGACUUAUUGAUAUCUUGCCAAGUUAAUCCACCUAUGAGCAAACCUAUGAUGUACUAUGUUUCAAACAUGUAGACUACAUAGAUUCCUUGUGUGUAAGUCAUUUCCUGUCUAAUGUUCAAGAUUGAUUCUGUAAAUCAUUUAGAAUUACUGUUGAUAAAUUUAUUGUGUGCUUAUAUAUUUUCUGAUUUCUACGGCUUUUGUUUUCAAGACCUAAUAAAAGUUGAAUGUAUUAUAUAUAUUAUGGGCGAACUUCCAGCAAAAUCAAAUAGUUGAAGAUUUUACAUAUUCUAGUCCCAAUCUUAAGUCAAAAUAGAUAUGCUGGUUGUUAAAAUAAUCAUACAUCUUUGUAGUUGGUUUAGUUUUGACUAUUGUACUGCUAAGAUAGUCAAUUUCUGAUGCACAAUUUUCUACUAGAGUAACAGUGUUCUCUAUGUGUGAACGUUAUAAUGUAAGCAUUUUAUCAUGAUGAAGUAAAUGGCAUGUUUCUGAUGACAUAUUUUAAGGGAAAAAACUGGCUUAAAAACAUAAUGUGGAGGUACAAUUUUACUAUACUUGUGACAAAUUAAAGCACUUUAUAAAUUUCAUUGACUAGUAUGAAUGUAUGAAAUCCAAUUGAUGAUAGACCUGUGUUAUCCCUUUUAAGACUUUGUCAAAGGCGAGUAAAUGCUUUUUGUUGAAAUCUGAGUUUUGAUUUGUCUUCUGAUGUUUCAGUCAUAUUUUUAUAGUUUUGGUAUGAAGAAACCUUUAUAAACAUGUAUUGUCCAAAACUUAGCAACCUAAUUAAAAUGACAUGCUCCUCAUUUUACUUGGUUAUUUGUGCUACUAUGCUGUUCUGUCUUCAUUUCAGUGCAGCUGACCCUAGGAAUAAUGGGACGGAUCGUGAAUCUCUGCUUGAAAUCAAAGCCAAAAUAACCGAUGAUCCUUUAGGUAUCCUGAGUUCGUGGAAUGACACAAUCCACUUCUGUGAAUGGCAUGGAGUAAUUUGUCAAAGCCAGAGAGUGACGUCACUAAACUUGCGAUCUUUCAAACUAACAGGUACCCUCUCUCCUUACGUAGGAAAUUUAAGCAAUCUUAGGAUGUUGUCUCUUCAAAAUAACAGCUUUGUUGGUAUACUUCCACCUGAACUCGGCCGUUUGCAAAGGUUGCAAUAUCUGGGGUUCACUAAUAAUUCCAUUGAGGGGGAAAUUCCAGCUAAUAUAUCCGGUUGUUCUAGCCUAAUGGAGCUGCGUGGCAAUGGUAACAGGUUAGUUGGAGGGAUCCCAAGGCAGCUUGGUUUCCUUUUACACUUGCAGUAUGUUUCCUUGUCACUAAACAACUUGACAGGAACAAUCCCUUCUUCUAUAGGAAAUUUAUCAUCUCUUUCUCAACUUUACGUAGGAGGAAACAACUUGAUUGGAAGGAUCCCAGAUAGCCUAGGCAAACUUAAAAAUCUGGUUGUUCUGGCACUAUCCCAAAAUAUGUUGUCAGGAAUUGUCCCUCCCUCAAUCUACAACCUAAGUUCCCUUACAACUUUUGAUUUAGGGUUCAAUCUCUUGGAAGGCAACCUUCCUUCGUCUUUAGGUAUCACUCUUCCUCAUCUCCAGUUCUUAUUAUUGAGUGUUAACAGAUUCACUGGAUCAAUUCCUGUUACGAUCUCUAAUUCUUCCGAUCUAGUAUUUCUCGAAUUAGCUCAGAAUAAUCUACAAGGGCAAGUUCCUUCUUUUCAUGAAUUUCAUAGACUCACACAGCUUAACCUUGCAGGAAACUCCCUUGGGAUGGGUCAGACAGGUGUUGAUGAUUUUAACUUUGUUUUUUCCUUAGCCAAUGCCUCCAUGCUAGAAGUAUUGAUCAUAAGUCAAAAUAACUUUGGAGGAAAUUUCCCCCAAUUCGUAUGCAAUAUAUCAAUGCUUUCAUAUUUAACACUUGACAGAAAUCAGAUAGUUGGACAGAUUCCAUUUUGCAUAGAAAACUUAUUAAACUUACAGUACUUUGAUGUUUCAACAAACCAACUCUCUGGUGUCAUUCCCCAAGGUAUAGGCAAGCUCCAAAACCUGAUUCAGUUGUAUUCAAUGGAUAACCGCUUAUCAGGUAAUAUACCAUCUUCAAUCGGAAACUUAACUAACCUAAGUCUUCUCGAACUCUCCAAGAAUAACUUUGAAGGAGAAAUACCCUUAUCCCUACAAAAAUGUCAAAACUUACUAGGAUUGGAUCUUUCUCAAAAUAAUCUUAGUGGCAGGAUACCCUCAGAACUACUUAGUGUCUCCUCCUUAUCCAGAACUCUUGAUCUGUUUGGCAACCAGUUAACCGGGUCCCUUCCCAAGGAAGUAGGAGAACUAGUUAAUUUAGUGUAUCUUGAUGUAUCCGGAAACAUGCUGUCAGGUGAAAUACCGAGUACUCUUAGUGGUUGUGUGGCGUUACAGAAUCUAUACAUGGGAGGUAACUUUUUCCAAGGAUCCAUUCCUAAUGCAUUGCAGACAUUGAAUGGUCUUCUCGAGUUAGAUUUGUCAUAUAAUAAUCUAUCUGGCGAAAUUCCUAAAUUCCUGGCAAGUCUCCCAUUGAAACUGUUAAACCUGUCCAACAAUACCUUAGAGGGAGAGGUUCCUGUUGGCGGGGUUUUCAACAAUGCAACUGGUGUUGCAUUGGUUGGAAACAGUGGGCUUUGCGGAGGCAUACCUAGGUUCAAGCUUCCUAACUGCCAAUUAAACAAGCACCGGAAAAGAAGGUUAGGCCACAAAAUGAGAUUACUUAUUGCAAUUCUUUUAGGGCUUCUUGGAGUUAUUUUGCUGGUGGCAUUUUCUGUGUCAUUAUACAUCUUUUGGUACAAAAAGAGGACUAUAGAAUCUACAGCUUCUAGAGAUUCUGAAAGCUUUCCAAAAUUGUCUUACCAAAGCCUUUUAAACGCCACAAAUGGAUUCUGUUCAGACAAUUUAAUUGGCAGAGGCUCCUUUGGAGUUGUAUACAAAGGAACCCUUGAAAGUCAUGAGAAAACAACUGUUGCCAUCAAGAUUUUCAAUCUUAAGCAUCAUGGUGCUUCUAAGAGUUUCAUGGCUGAAUGUGAAGUUCUUAGGAACAUCAGACACCGGAAUCUUACCAAAGUCAUAACAGCUUGCUCAAGUGUUGAUUAUCAAGGAAAUGAUUUCAAGGCUUUGGUUUAUGAUUACAUGGUUAACGGGAGUUUGGAAGAUUGGUUGCACCUGAAGGACGACACAAAUAACACACUCCGUAUCUUAAAUCUUCAACAAAGACUUGAUAUAGCAUUUGAUGUUGCAAAUGCAUUGGAGUAUCUUCAUCAUCAACAUGGGGCAUCAAUUGUUCAUUGCGACCUCAAGCCAAGCAAUGUCCUCCUUGAUGAAAAUAUGGUUGCCCAUCUAAGUGACUUUGGGUUGGCUAAAUUCAUCUCAGAAAGCGUCAGUAGCUCACAAGAGGAUCAGUAUAGCUCUCUUGGAGUCAGGGGAACUAUUGGGUACACUCCUCCAGAGUAUGGUUUGGGAAACAAGGUGUCUACUUAUGGAGAUGUCUACAGUUUUGGGAUCCUUUUACUAGAAAUGUUUACAGGAAAGAGACCUACUGAUGACAUGUUCAAAGGCGAUAUGAGCCUCCGCCAUUUUGUUGAAGAAGCUUUGCCUGAACGGGUAACUGAGAUUCUAGAUCACGCUCUUCUGAAUGAUCUAACUGCAGUGGAGACCAAGUGCAACACAAUACUGGAGGCGGCCUUGGUUUCUGUUCUUGAAAUUUCAGUUUCCUGCUCAACUGAUAUCCCACAAGAAAGGUUGGACAUGAGUAAUGUUUGUAUGAAGUUAUCAUCAAUUCGAAACAAACUUCUCAAUUUCCAUCAGGUACACAGCUGAUUGAUGUCUUGCAAAAAUGAUCUGCACAUCUGCCCAUGAGCAAACCUGUGAUUUAACACAAUGUAGAAUUAGCUGCAUAUAUGUUUUCUCAUCUGUAUGUCUUUGGUUAGUAUUAUUUUCAUCCUUUGAUAAGUAAGUGUGGAAACAAAUAAUGCUAAGACAGUACUGCGUUUAUUAUACAGUAUCUGGUGUCUUCAUUUGGGGACAUGAAUCAUCAUAUAAUAUGGAAACUAUAAGAACAAUCCCAAGAUGCUGCCAUAUUAUAAUUAUUAUAGUCA